AUGCCUCUCGCCUCGGCGCAGGAACAAGCAAACACAGCCGAGCAGAGAUACCUGGCAACUAUCCAGCGACUGGAGCGCGAAGUAACGGACAAGAAUGCGCAGCUGGCAAGCUACGCGGGUCGCCAGCUGUUGAUCGUGAGUGAGAGCAAGACGCUGCUGCAGGAGCGUGACCAGUAG
Messenger RNA from Peronospora matthiolae, 177 nucleotides. The record is from the annotation of a GenBank genome assembly. Lineage: Eukaryota; Oomycota; Peronosporomycetes; Peronosporales; Peronosporaceae.